AAAGAACUAUGUUUAUUACCAUUCCAAACACAAUUUAGAUCUAAAAUGACCUAAAUUAUGCAAGAUUCAUAACGCGCAUCAUUUUCUGUUAUUCCUACCCGAGCUGUGCUGUCGGCUGAGAUUCCACUAAGGUUCUCAUUUUAACACGUGUCUUGGUUCUACACUGUGUUGUAAAUAUUCCCUUCUAUGUGUAAUGAAAUUGGACGGUUUAUUGGGGCGGACUGAAAGAGUUAAGAAAGAGGCAAUAAAGACAAAAAAAUGAACAAACACGUUAUAAAAUUAUGACGAUUUUAUAUUGGGUAAUCGCUGCAUUUUACAUUUUAAAACAUUCAGAGCAAGUAAUAAAAUGCAAACAUUGUCACUCCAUAAGAUAAUAUCUGAAAUGAGUAGUCCUACCAUCCAAGUUUAGCUUAAGUUUGCAAGGAUUAAACACAAACGAGUGCACAUCACACACAUUCAACAACAUUAAAAUGUGCGACAACCAAGUAGCUAUGACAGAACCAUAUCUGAGAAACAUUGGAGAGCUCUUCUCAUUUUAAUGUACAUUUCAUGGUUUUAUCGAUCACAUGCUUACAUUAUGGCCUGACAUAUACGGUAUAUUCGGGUGUAAUGGUUUCUACUCUCACAUAAUGCAAGAUUUUUUAAGUGUCAAGAUUUUUAAGCAACUUUGGUGCAAUAAAAUGUGGUAAUUAACCAUUUGAUCGUUUUGUAUCAGUGAUGGAGAGAAAACGCUGUUGAUUAAAUUAUGGUGAAUUUUAUUGAUUUGUGGAUGACAGAAAUAAUGUCUAUCUAUCAUGCAAAUAAUAUUUUUUUCAAAAAUGUUUGUUUUAUUGAUUUCUUUUAUCAAUACUACCAUUUAAACAGCACAUUUAUUGGCACUGUCUCUGUUAAAUGCUAUAAACAUGUUAUAAACACAGUAAGGAACCAUCCAUUGUGAUGUGGUAGCCUCUUUUAACAAUUCUUUUUGAUAACAGGACACACUCAUGAGUCUGAAAAACAGGGGCCUGGUCUGCUCAUCUCUCUGGAAUCUGGAAUACUUGAUUCUGACUGGUCAAUGGCGCCAUCCAGCGGUCAGAUAUUGUUCUGUAACAACCGCACAUCCAGGGAUUAAGACAUAUCAGACCGCUCAUCCGGGUUCUCUGAGCUGUCUUUCCUGCUUCUCGGAUCACUGUGCGAUCUCUACAAUGCCAGCUCUGAUUCUGGCUGCCGCUAUGCCCCUGCUGGAAGAAAGUUCCCUCUCGAGGGACUGUACUCCGACUGUGCCAGUCGUCAUCAUUGGUAACGGUCCUUCCGGUAUAUGCUUGUCAUACCUUCUGAGUGGGUAUACUCCUUAUUUGGAUGCAAUGGCUGUGCACCCAAACCCCAUCCUCUUUCGUAAACUACAGGAAGCCAAGCAGCUUCCCAUUACUGAACAGGAUUUAGAGUAUCUCUCUGAGGGUUUAGAGGGGCGUUCAGGGAACCCUGUGGCAGUGCUUUUCGACACACUCCUACAUCCAAAUGCAGAUCUGGGCUUUGAGUUCCCCUCAGUACUGCAGUGGAGGCUGGAAAAGAAACACCACAUUCCUCAUCUGGUUUUGGGCAAAGCCACACCUGGUGGUGCCUGGCACGCAAUGGAGGGUUCAAUGCUAACAAUUAGUCUUGGGUUAUGGAUGGAGUUACCAGGAGUCAACUACAGAGAUUUGUCCCCAGGCAAGAGGAGGGGGGUGUCCAAUGAUCGAGCCACUCCAGAGGAGAUCUCUUCCUACUACAAAAACUAUGUCAAGCUCAUGGGCCUCCAGAAGAACUUUGUGGACAAUACCUAUGUCACCUCUGUUCAAAAACUCCACCGCAGUCAUGAAAAAAGCACUGUAAAUGGUCAGAUGAAUGGUGUCAAAAAUGGGUUUGAUUACUGCAAUAUGAAUGGGACUGAGAACAGUCAGAAUGGAGUGCUGAAUGGGUUUAUUAAUGAGUUCCAAAAUGUAAUGGAGAAUAAUAGUGGAAGGGGUGAGAUUGGGGAAGAUGAGGAUGAAGAUAAGAGAGGUAAAGAAGGAGUGAGAGAGAGUAUUUGGGUUUCCCAAGGGCUUUCACAGGGACUCUGGGAGGUCAGGGGCUACCAACAGCUCCAUGGUGACACUCACAUCCCAUUUAGCCUAUUUGCAGAGAAUGUUGUCUUAGCAACAGGGGCAUCUGACUCACCAGUUCGAUUGGGAGUAGAAGGGGAAGAUCUCCCCUAUGUGUUUCACAAUGUUCAUGACCUUGGUGUUGCUGUCAGCUGCCAUGGCAACCUGGGCCCUACUUCUGACCCUGUGCUGAUAGUGGGGGCAGGGCUUAGCGCAGCCGAUGCAGUGCUGUGCGCUCUGAACCAAAGGGUUUCUGUGUUGCAUGCCUUCCGUAAGCGUGUCGAUGACCCAGAUCUCAUCUUCAAACAGUUGCCAAAGACAAUUUACCCAGAAUAUCACAGGGUCUAUCACAUGAUGUGCUCCCAUGCUUACCCAGCAUCACCUGUUGCCAAUCCCACAGCCUCUAAUCCAUCUCUGUUCCCAGACUACACCAGCUUCCCUGAGCACUGUGUGCUCUCUUUCCAGCCUGACAUGCACUGUGUGAUGAGGGGAUUCAACGGUGUUCUAAGAGUCUUAAAAGUCUCUAUGGUGCUUGUUCUGAUUGGGACCUAUCCCAACCUAUUUUUCUUGAAGGAACAAGGGCAGUACCUCGGCUUGGAUCCCAGUAGGCCAAUCUCCUGCGGACAAAAUCCUAUCGACAUAAAUCCUUACACCUUUGAGUGCAAUGCUGAGCCUGGGCUCUUUGCCAUGGGUCCCCUUGUUGGUGAUAAUUUUGUACGUUUCUUGAAAGGUGGUGCUCUUGGUAUUGCUAGCUGUCUGCUCAGGAGACUGAAACAGAGGAUGAAGAAGAACAGGAAAUUGAUUGCGAAGGAUGGAGGGUGUGGAGGACGAGGAAGAGUAGGCAGUGGGGGAGGAGGAUUUGUCUAAGGGUACUAGAGGUUUUUCAUGACUGGAGGAGCCUUGGGAAACAUCUUUUUGUCUGUAUGCAGUGAAUACAUUUAUUCAAAUGUGAAUACAAUGUUCAACUUUCAUACCACAUACAAGUACAUUGGCAAAAAUGAACAGAUGCUAGAAGACAGAAUUUCUUCCCAACUGUGUCUUAGGCUGACUGUCUUACAAAAAAGGUAUUCACAGGUCAGGAAAAAUGUGCCAAUAUUUUAAGUUUCAAUGUUUGGUCUAAAAUGGAGUAUGCUUUACCUCUUAUUGUUGCAUAAAUUGUCAGUUGCCUUGGUGUAACUUAGUUAUCUGUUCUUGCAGAAAUUACAUAAGACAGCGAAUCUCACAUUCUUGAUUACAGUGCCUAAGUCUAGGAGGCUCAAGGCUAGGGUAUUUUUUAUUUUUUUUAUUUUUCCCCUUUUUCACCCAAUUUGGAAUGCCCAAUUCCCUAUGCGCUUUUAAGUCCUCGUGGUCGCGUAGUGAUUAGCCUCAAUCCGGGUGGCGGAGGACGAAUCUCAGUUGCCUCCGCGUCUGAGACCACCAACCAUCGCAUCUUAUCACGUGGCUUGUUGAGCGUGUUGUCACGGAGACAUAGCGUGUGUGGAGGCUUCACGCCAUCCACGCUCAACUCACCACGCGCCCCACCGAGAACGAACCACAUUAUAGUGACCACGAGGAGGUUACCCCACGUGACUCUACCCUCCCUAACAACCGGGCCAAUUUGGUUGCUUAGGAGACCUGGCUGGAGUCACGCAGCACGCCCUGGGAUUCGAACUAGCGAACUCCAGGGGUGGUAGCCAGCAUAUUUAUCGGGUGUUCUAGCUCUUCAAACUCUACGCGUUUCACCACAAGCCCUGAUGGAUCUGUUUGACGUAUGGGCACUACGACUGCUUUGUGAUACUUUUUAGUACAGUCAACUCCAGGCAUAUGUGCAGAUGAUGUGCACAGAUGUGUACAAGUAACCGAAACUGGGCUGUGCGGACUGUACUGAUGACUAAAUUUAUGUUGCGCAUCGUGUGCGAGAUGCAGCGGCAUGCAGAAAUCUGAAGUGUAAACUUACAUAGCCUUCACACUGAGCUGUGUGAGAAAGCAAUAUCUAAAAGAGCAAAUACAUUUUAAAGUCCCAGUUCUUGAAAAUUAAGACUGCACAGAAGUUUUAAUGUGAAAUGCUGAUGAACGCACAAUAAGCACAACAUUUCAAAAACCCUAUAUGAUCUAAUGCAUUUUGUUGCCUCAAAGGUAAUAAUUAUUGCAAAUGGUCUUAUCCCAAAUCUCUUAAUUGUCCUCUUUAAAUUAUGUCCAAUUGGAUUUGUAUUGUAAUUUAGAAGAAAUAAUAGCACUUUAAAUACAAGAAACAAGGAAACAACCUUUUUACCCAGUGCUUCACAAGCACCCAAGUAUGCUAAGCGGGCUCCUAAGAUAACUCUGAACUGUAGACUGUGUGUGAUAAUGUCGAAGGGCUGAUGCAAUGAGACACUACAGCAAUAGAGCCAUGAUCUGGACUUGACAAGGCAGGUCUUUAGAGGGAUUACUGCUAAAAGACGAGAAGGGAGAAAAGGGGAGGCCACAUUUUAAGAGCUGGACUGUGGAUCUUAGUAGUUUAAUAUUCCAUCAAACAAGAUUCAAACCUUCCUUGUUCUUUCACCAGUAACCUAAAACAAAUGUGCACAAGUGCCAAACCACAGAAAUGCAUUCAGUCCUUAGUGACUGUGGUGUUUUUAAGUUUAGGCAAUUUCUAAAAUAGAUAAUGCAGAAAUCUGAAUUUGUUCAGCUGAAUUUAUAGCCUUGUUCUUUACCACAGAAUUCUGUUUAAUCUAGCAGGUUUUAGAGAUUUCACUCUCCAAGAUAAGACAUUCUUGCAAAGAGUCCUACUAACAGCAUCAAACAGUGACUCUUAUUAUUUGAAACAACUCUGUUGUGCCAAAUAAAUUUAAGGAACAUUUGAACUUGCAUUCAUUUUUUACAUCAGCCAUUAAUUUUGUCAGUUUAGACAGCUGCUUAAGUUAUCUUUCUUUUUGGUGUAGUGUCACUGGAGAAGACUAAACCUGACUGAUUGAUUGAUG
Myxocyprinus asiaticus (Chinese sucker) is the source of this 5038-nucleotide messenger RNA. Its product is annotated as oxidative stress-induced growth inhibitor 2-like. Bases 984 to 2966 code for a protein of 660 amino acids. The record is from RefSeq and is a predicted model, not a curated record. NCBI's taxonomy places the organism in Eukaryota, Metazoa, Chordata, Actinopteri, Cypriniformes, Catostomidae. The transcript is spliced from 7 exons.